CUCGCGAACCACGACCUUGUCUUAGCAUCAGUGAUCGAAGUACAGUAGAAUUAAGAAAGAAAGAAAGGAAAUAAGAAAAUGAAUAUUUCUCAGAAACACUGUGUAAGUGAAAGCGACUAGUAUUUGGUUACGAAUUUCUUAAUUUGGGUAUAUGAAAAGUGAGACUUUGCUAUCGUUGUUACAGGCGGUGCUGUAUCGGAGUCUCCUGCUGGCAGCGGCGACGUGGGUGGUGGCAGUGGCACAGUUCGUACCAGGCUUCUUGGUGGAGUCCGGCACUGAUCUCCAGGAGUGGCCUAAGAACCUGUCAUCGCUUUUCCCCGAGAAUACAUCGCCUGAGGAGCAGCAGGACUACUAUGCUAACGCCAUCGCCUCGGUCUUUGGCUCCGGCACCAUCGCGGCGCCCCUGCCAGAUCACAACCCCGUGGAGGAGGUGCUGGACGGCCGGGUGGAGCCAAACGGCGUCAGCUCAGAGGAGAUUCCUGGCCUGCAGGUCCUUCCCAACGGCACGGCUGUCGCGCCCUCCCAGGGUUCACAGAUUCCACCAUCCACUGGGCCCGAGGGGGACAGGUGCGCGAUGGUGCUGUUCUCUGUGGCCCGCGCGCACUACAAGCACAGGAAGGGAGGCACCCAGGGCACGCAGGUUCUCUUUGAUAAGGUGCUUUCGAGCGUCGGACCAGGUUUCAACCACACGGGCGGGUACUUCAGGUGCGAGUGCCCCGGCUACUACUUCUUCUCCAUCCACGGCGUGUCGCCCCUCCAAGGCCGAGCAAGACUGGACCUGAUGAGGAACCGGCAGCGUGUGGCGUCUUCGGAGGCUCAGUACUACGGCUUCGGAACCGCCGCUAACAGCGCCAUCAUCCGGGUUUACAGGAACGACAUCGUCUACGUGUAUCUGGCCGAAGGAUUCCUCUACGAGAACGACGCCCGCUUCAGGGGAUACGCCUCCUUCUCUGGUUUCAAGAUCGGAUGAGGAAAUAUUGCUUACGCGAACCACGGCCGAGAAGAUCAAGGUCCGAGGGGCUGGCCGUGGCUUCGUGUUCGUUCGCGGAGGCUGAUGGUCGGUUCGAACGAGGGGUUUCUCUGUUUUUUUGUUUUUUUUUAUGUCAUUAUUUUUUUUAAAUAAAAGGACUGGGACUUUU
Messenger RNA from Penaeus chinensis, 1139 nucleotides. RefSeq names its product complement C1q tumor necrosis factor-related protein 4-like. The coding region runs from base 152 to 970 and encodes 272 amino acids. The transcript is spliced from 5 exons. Gene Ontology annotation, molecular function: protein binding. The record is from RefSeq and is a predicted model, not a curated record. Lineage: Eukaryota; Metazoa; Arthropoda; Malacostraca; Decapoda; Penaeidae.